Nannospalax galili (Upper Galilee mountains blind mole rat) is the source of this 830-nucleotide messenger RNA. Its product is annotated as centrin-3-like. Gene Ontology annotation, cellular component: microtubule organizing center. The record is from RefSeq and is a predicted model, not a curated record. NCBI's taxonomy places the organism in Eukaryota, Metazoa, Chordata, Mammalia, Rodentia, Spalacidae. The transcript has 2 exons. Gene Ontology annotation, biological process: spindle pole body duplication. Gene Ontology annotation, molecular function: microtubule binding; calcium ion binding. Bases 247 to 591 code for a protein of 114 amino acids.
UUGGCGUGGUGGAACGGUUUGUGGAAGUGGGCCGUUGGGUAGGGCCUUAAAGUCAUUCUUGAGAGGAACGUCUCUGUCUGAAGAGAAAAUGAGUUUAGCUCUGAGAAGUGAGCUUGUGGUAGAUAAAACAAAGAGGAAAAAAGAAGAGAACUCUGUGAAGAACAGAAACAAGAAAUUAAAGAUGCUUUUGAGCUAUUCGAUACAGACAAAGAUGAAGCGAUAGAUUAUCAUGAGUUAAAGGUGGCAAUGAGAGCCUUGGGUUUCGAUGUGAAAAAAGCUGAUGUACUGAAGAUUCUUAAAGAUUAUGACAGAGAAGCCACAGGAAAAAUCACCUUUGAAGAUUUUAAUGAAGUUGUGACAGACUGGAUAUUGGAAAGAGAUCCUCAUGAAGAAAUACUGAGGGCAUUUAAGCUAUUUGAUGAUGAUGAUUCAGGUAAAAUAAGCUUGAGGAACUUGAGACGUGUUGCAAGAGAGUUGGGUGAAAAUAUGAGUGAUGAAGAACUUCGGGCUAUGAUAGAAGAAUUUGAUAAAGAUGGUGAUGGAGAGAUAAAUCAAGAGGGAUUCAUUGCUAUUAUGACUGGCGACAUAUAAAGAAUUAUAAGGAUAAUCACCAAAAAUGUUGCAGUUACCAUUCAAUAGUCUAUUUUUUGUGCCUGGAGUCACAUGAAACAACCACCACUUAGUCUUUUUUUCAGAAGGACCAAAACUAAGCAUCCUUUGUAUUUAUAUUUUACUACUGUUAAUCUUCUUUGUAUGAACGGUGUUGUUAGUAUUAAUAGUUAACUUUGCAUUUAUUAUACAGGAUUUAUAUAAAGUUUAAAAAAAUCAAA